Acanthosepion pharaonis is the source of this 882-nucleotide messenger RNA. The record is from the annotation of a GenBank genome assembly. Lineage: Eukaryota; Metazoa; Mollusca; Cephalopoda; Sepiida; Sepiidae.
AUGCAUUUAUGGCCGUAUAGAAUGUUUAUACACACUUUGAGCGCUUCUACUCUUUCCUUUCUUUCUUUGAGACCGUCACACAAUGUUUCUUACUUUCUACCUCUCUCUCUCUGUCUAGUUUGGUUGAAUCGUGAAACUGAAAGUCACUUUGUCCACGAUAUCUAUCUAUCUAUCUAUCUAUCUAUCACCAAAAUGGACACGAUGUUUAAAAGGAUUAUCUAUCUAUCUAUCUAUCAAAAUUGCAAGCCCUUCUCCAUUAUUAACGCAAUCACUCCUUCCUGUUUUCUUUUUGUUUUGCUCUCUCUCCUUUUUCACCUCUUUCUUCUUGGAAAGAGACAGACACUACCUUUCCUUCUCUUCUCAGCUUACCUUCUCUUUCGGGAAGAUGCGGUAAUACUGCUCUCCCAUCUUUUCUUUGCCGUCACUCCAGAUUGGCGGGAAGUUAUCCUGUCCUUCUGUCGAGCCACCCAGCCUCUUGCUUAUUUGGCUGUUAAUUUCUACCUUUUAUAUUUUGUUUAUGUGGCAACUCCUCUGUGGGCUGCUACAUGUGUCUAUUUUUUUCUUUCCUUUUUUUCCUUUUUUAAAAUUUUUUCAUAUCUUUUAACUUUUUCUUUGUUUUUUUUUCUUUCUUCAUUUUUCGUUAAUGUUUUUACUUUGGAUUUUUUUCUUUUUUUCCGCUUAUUCUUUUUCAUAUUUCUUUUUUUCUUUCUGUCAUUCAUUCAUUCAUUAUUUCUUUCAUUCUCUUACUAUUUUUUUUCCUUUUUUUUUGUUUCUUUAAUUCUUUUGUUUUUUCUUUAUUUUUCUUUCUUUUUAGCCUCCAGUUUUCCUUAUUUCAUUCUUCAUUUUCUAACCAUUUCAUUCAUGUUAAUUUCAUUUACUUAA